This is a messenger RNA of Diceros bicornis minor, 733 nucleotides long. RefSeq names its product chromosome 5 C15orf48 homolog (gene COXFA4L3). Lineage: Eukaryota; Metazoa; Chordata; Mammalia; Perissodactyla; Rhinocerotidae. The transcript has 5 exons. The record is from RefSeq and is a predicted model, not a curated record. The coding region runs from base 154 to 405 and encodes 83 amino acids.
GUGACCAGAACGCCCGGGCCCGGCCCUUCCGGAGCGGUUGUGGCUGGUAUAUAAGGCGCGGCGACCGAGGCUCCGUUCUGCUCUGGGCGUUAGCAUCGUCGGUGUCCCGCCUCCGCCCGUCCCCCAGAUUUGGUAUUCUACAGUGAAGUCAUCAUGAACUUUUUCCAACUCCUGAGGAAAAAGAAGGAACUUAUCCCUUUGGUGGCGUUCAUGAGCGUGGCAGCGACCGGAGCGGUGUCUUUUGCUUUGUAUUCCCUUAAAAAAACCGACGUGAUCAUUGAUCGGAAAAGAAAUCCAGAACCUUGGGAAACUGUGGAUCCUAGUGUACCUGGAAAGCUUAUAACAAUCAACCAAGAAUGGAAGCCCAUUGAAGAGUUGCAGAAUGUCCGAAGGGCGACCAAAUGACCAGCCCUCGCCCCUUUCUUCCCAAGAGUACUCUAUGAAUCUAGUGGAAACACUUCUGCACAAACUAGAUUAUGGAUACCAGUGUGCGGAAAUGCUUCUGCUACAUUUUUAGGGCUUGCCUACAUUUUCGGACUCAGGAUAAGGAAUUGUAAAGACAGUGCAGCGAUAAUCACAUUGUCCAAAAAUAAGUUUCUGUGUUUAUUUUCUUGUUGUAAAUUUGAAUUUUGCAUAUUGAAAUUUUUAUGUUUAUGAUGCCUGAAUGUUUUCCUUGAAAUGUAUAAUGAUUUGUAAAUUACAUUGUCUGUAAUAAAAUACCAUUUGUGCAAGA